Messenger RNA from Eremothecium cymbalariae DBVPG#7215, 420 nucleotides. RefSeq lists its product as uncharacterized. NCBI's taxonomy places the organism in Eukaryota, Fungi, Ascomycota, Saccharomycetes, Saccharomycetales, Saccharomycetaceae. The transcript has a single exon. The record is from RefSeq and is a predicted model, not a curated record. Bases 1 to 420 code for a protein of 139 amino acids.
AUGUGGGAAGACAAUAGAACGAGGUUGGAAAAGAAAGAGGGCUGGUUUUCUUUUUUUGGAACCUUGUUGUAUAUCCGGUCACGUUUUUCAUCUCGCUUUUGGGUGGCAGAGGAGAUGGGGUUACCCGGAUUGGGCUGGGGCGGGGCCGCCCCAGCCCUAACCACGGAGGUUUAUAUAUAUAUGUGCAAAAAAUUAGUAUAUAUAGCGUCGCAGUCUAAGCGAGGAGUUCAGCGAUUCAGACAACGCAGGCAGCUGGCGCAGGUGGGUUUUGUUAGAGAAGCGGCAACCAAGCAGCAGCGGUCGCUGCUGCUUGGUUGCCGCCCGUUGUUUUUCUUUUGUAGUCUUGUAGGCCGUUAUCGCCGUCUUCCGUUGUCCGUUUUCCGACUAAUUAUGAUGAUACCUUGCAAACAACAACAAUGA